AUGUCCGAGAAGAAAUCCAGGAGCUCGGAUGCUCGUCCCAAAAGCCUGCGCAGCUGGAGCGUGGACAGCUACAUCCGAAGCGUCAAGAAACGCUCCCGCGCCCCCCGGCACGACGCCACGCUCAGGACCGCAGACGACGGCGACGCGCCGGACGACCAGAGCGUCCGCUCCACUUCCUGUCCCCAGAGACGGCGGGAGAGGAAGUGCAGCUGCUCGACCAUCGGAGACGCGGACGUGGACGCCGUCUGCAGGAAAGCUCUGGCUCGGAGAUCGUUAAGACAGAAGUUCCAGGACGCGGUGGGUCAGUGUCUGCCUCUGCGUGGGCACCAUCAUCACCACCAUCAUCACCAGGGUGGCUCGUCACGCCCGCUCUCCGUGCUCCUGUGUUCCAAGCGUAAGAUCCACGUCUCCCAGCUUCUGGAGGACAAGUGUCCGUUCACGCCCAAGUCUGAACUCGCGCACUGUUGGCAUCUACUGAAGAAGCACGGCGUGCACCAGAGCGCCACCUUAGCGCCACAGCCGGACCAUAAAAGGCUGUCGUCCUCGCCGUCCUCGUUCAUCUCCUGGGAGGAAGUGAGUUCCACCGGGGCGUCCAGCCUGGACACCUGGGACGAGCCGUUCAGCCCGGGGACGCCGCGGUGCUGCGCCCACGCCGACUGCAUCCUGGUGCCCGACCUCCUCCAGAUCAACAACAGCCCCUGCUACUGGGGCGUCCUGAACCGCUUCGAGGCCGAGCAGCUCCUGGAGGGCCAGCCCGAGGGCACCUUCCUGCUGCGCGACUCCGCCCAGGACGACUUCCUGUUCUCGGUGAGCUUCAGGCGCUACAGCCGCUCCCUGCACGCCCGCAUCGAGCAGAGCGGCAGACGUUUCAGCUUCGACUGCCGCGACCCGUGCAUGUACCGGGACGCCAGCGUGACGGGCCUCCUGGAGCACUACGGCGACCCUGCGACCUGCCUGUUCUUCGAGCCACUCCUGUCCCGCCCCCUGCCCAGGAACUUCCCGUUCUCCCUGCAGCGUCUGUGCCGGGCGCUGAUCUGCAGCCGCACCACGUAUCAGGGCAUCGAGGAGCUACCUCUACCCCCAACCCUCAGGGAAUACCUCAGGCAGUACCACUUCAAAUGCGACGGAGCUUGUGAUGCAUGAUACCAAAAACUUUUUCUUCCGGUCAGUCCGGUCACUUUGACCUUUUACUACUAGCCAUGAACG
This is a messenger RNA of Trichomycterus rosablanca, 1206 nucleotides long. It is a transcript of the gene socs4, whose product is annotated as suppressor of cytokine signaling 4. Gene Ontology annotation, cellular component: phosphatidylinositol 3-kinase complex. Gene Ontology annotation, molecular function: 1-phosphatidylinositol-3-kinase regulator activity. The record is from RefSeq and is a predicted model, not a curated record. NCBI's taxonomy places the organism in Eukaryota, Metazoa, Chordata, Actinopteri, Siluriformes, Trichomycteridae. Gene Ontology annotation, biological process: intracellular signal transduction; phosphatidylinositol phosphate biosynthetic process. The transcript has a single exon. The coding region runs from base 1 to 1143 and encodes 380 amino acids.